Cuscuta campestris is the source of this 1539-nucleotide messenger RNA. NCBI's taxonomy places the organism in Eukaryota, Viridiplantae, Streptophyta, Magnoliopsida, Solanales, Convolvulaceae. The record is from the annotation of a GenBank genome assembly.
AGAGGGAGAAUGUAUUAAUUUUGAAAAGAUUGAAAUUAAAAUGUAAUCCCCAUAAUUCUCUUGUUCCACUGGGAAGGAAUGCAGGUGUCAACCAAGUUGAGAACAGAAAUUGGAGAACAAAUAAAUUCAGAUUUGAUCCUAAAAGCUCCUCCUAAGUCCUAACUCCGACCUGUUUCCCGCCAAGCAAUUCAUUCGUUCCCCGCCGGCGGACGCACAGGAUGUACGCGACGAGCUCUCGCCACCACUCACAGCCAGCGCCGCCACCAGAGCCGCCGCGUACAUGUUCUCAGGGCCACCGCACGACUCUGAUCCUCCAGACGGAGGAAGGCGGAUCCAUCUGCCUGCUGUGCUUCUCGAACCUUAUCUCCAAUCCCCGAUCGCCUACCGUCCACGUGUCCUACGCACUCUCCCAGCUCUCCAUCGCCAUCUCUCAGCCGCAGUUCCGCCAGGCGUUUUUCACCUUCCACUCUCAUUUCCUCAUCUCGCCUCUCGUCGCCGUCCUCUCCUCAUUCGACGAUGAUCCGAUCGCUCAACAGACGGUGGAUUUGAUCGUGCAGAUUUGUGAUGCCGCCAACUUCGAUGUGUUUCAGGAGUUCGUGACUCGAGUCUCAGACAGGUUAUCCAGUGGAUCUCUUGCUUGGAGUCGGCGCCAGAACUACACUCUUCACUGCUUAGGCGUGCUUUUGAAUUCUCAGAAAAAUGAAGCUUGUGUGUCCAUUAAAGAUGCAGAUGCCCUCAUCUUCAACCUUGUUGAUGGUCUUCAUAUAUCUAGGGAGGAGAUUCAAGCAGAGAUCCUGUUUGUCCUGUACAAAAUAUUUCUUCUACUGCAAUCUAAUAAAGACAAUAACUAUACUGACAGUUUAUUCCUUCAUUGUCCCAAGCUAGUCCAAUUAUCAUUGGAAGUUCUCCUGAAAGCUGAAAGCGAUGAUCUGUGCAUGAACUGCAUAGCACUUCUGACAGUAUUGGCUCAGAAAGGCUUGUUUCAGAUUAUAUCCAUCAGUGAUGCAAGGAGAAACAUUUCCUCUGAUGUUCAAGAUAUGUUGCAAACAUCACAAGAUACAAUGGCGGGACCUCCUUUAGUUCAACUGUUUGCCGAGGCGAUCAAAGGCCCCUUGCUUUCUUCAGAUAGUCAAGUUCAAGUUGCAACUCUGGACUUACUCCUUCUAUUUCUCUCAUGGGAAGAAGUCUCGAGCAAAGAAAUGGAAGUGUUUGUGGAGCAAAAUAUUGCAGAUUACACAUUUGAAAUAUUGAGGUUGUCAGUUGAGUCAUCCCAAACAAAAGGUGCUCCAACCCUUAGCACUUGCAUGUCUGUGCUUCUUGUAAAGAGUUUCAUUGAUUCUGUGACAUUGUUCAUUAAUAGACACCCUCCAACAUGAAGAUAUGUGGGGUUAAGGUUUGGUUUUGAGUCAGUUUAUUUACUGAUUUUUAAAAACAUCAAUUUUGUAAUGAUCAAGUUAGUUGACACCAGAAAUAUUUAGAUGUCAUAGUUAGUGUGUUGUGUCAACAUUGGCUCAAAACGGCUAUAUGAAUUGUAUUUAG